Messenger RNA from Haliotis rubra (blacklip abalone), 759 nucleotides. Its product is annotated as tyrosine-protein phosphatase non-receptor type 7-like. NCBI's taxonomy places the organism in Eukaryota, Metazoa, Mollusca, Gastropoda, Lepetellida, Haliotidae. The coding region runs from base 1 to 759 and encodes 252 amino acids. The transcript has 7 exons. Gene Ontology annotation, biological process: protein dephosphorylation. Gene Ontology annotation, molecular function: protein tyrosine phosphatase activity. The record is from RefSeq and is a predicted model, not a curated record.
AUGAAAAAUGAUCCCUCGGUUCCUGAAACAAGGGUCAAACUGAAGAGGAGACUCAGCCAAGUUGCUUCGGAUUAUGUCAAUGCUAACUUUGUAACGGGUUACAAUGACGACAAGCGGGCAUACGUAGCAACACAGGCGCCUCUUGAUUCUACUGUUGCUGACUUCUGGAGAAUGGUCUGGGAACAACAGUCACGUGUCAUCAUCAUGCUAACCGCCAUGGAGGAAAAUGGUCAUCCCAAGUGUGCCCACUACCUGCCUGACUGUCUGGGAGACUCGCUACAGAGGUACGGGGACUUCAUGAUUCUCCUAAAGAAGAAAGACGUGCACCAGGAAUACAUCAUCUCCAUACUGGAACUGAAGGACAUUGAGAACAAUCUGGUACGGGAAGUGAAGCACUGCUGGUAUACUGCCUGGCCCCAACAUGGCAGCCCAGAGCCGAUAUCCCUGGUCAAGUUCAUCCUGGACACCAGGGUCUUCUAUGAGGACAGUGGGGCGCCGCUAAUAGUGCACUGCAGCCCAGGAACAGGAAGAACAGGAACAUUCAUCGGGACGGAUAUCUGCAUGCGCCAGUAUGAGAACCUACGUAUUGUGGAUAUUCUCCACACCGUGUACCGUCUGCGGAAGGAGCGUGCUGGAUCAGUGCAGACAAAGGAACAGUAUACACUGAUAUAUAAUGCUCUGAAUGAGUACGCUUCAGUGCUGAGCAGCCCUGCCAUUUCCACAGCCUCAUCAUCAAUGACCUUACACAGUGUGCAUUAA